AUGUAUCUCCUCUUACUUCAGCUGCUUGUGCUCUUGCCUCUGGGGAAGGCAGUCCGAUGCGUGGACGGCUGCCAGAGCUCAUUCUCCUUUGUGCUCCUGGAAAGGGGUCGCAGAGAUCUCCACAUGGCCAACCGUGAGGAGGGAGAAGACAAGCCAGAUCUGUUUGUGGCAGUGCCACACCUCCUAAGCACCAGUUUGGCUGGGGAAGGCCAGCGGCAGAGAGAGAAGAUGCUGUCCAGGCUUGGAAGACUCUGGAGGAAACCUGAGACGAAACUUCACUCCAGAAAGGAUGUGGAAAAUGAUCAUGUCUCAUUGGGGAUCCCGGCCCUCACUCAGCCAGCAGAUGAGAGGGAAGUGGAGAGGUCCCCUCUUCAGGAGGAAGCCAAGAAAUUCUGGCAUCGCUUCAUGUUCAGGAAGGGCCCGGCCUCGCAGGGGGUUGUCUUGCCCAUCAAAAGCCAUGAAGUACAUCGGGAGACCUGCAGGACAGUGCCCUUCAACCAGACAAUUGUCCACGAAGACUGUGAGAAAGUUGUUGUGCCGAACAACCUCUGCUUUGGGAAAUGCGGGUCCAUUCAUUUUCCUGGAACGGAGACAUUCCCCUCCAACUUCUGCUCCCACUGCUCGCCUGCCAAGUUCACCACCGUGCACCUGAGGCUGAACUGCACCAGCCCAAUCCCCGUGGUCAAGAUGGUGAUGCAGGUGGAAGAAUGCCACUGCAUGGCUCAGGCAGAGCAUGGAGAGGGACACGCCCUACCAGCUGGUUCCCAGGAGUCCUUCAUCCCUUGA
Messenger RNA from Microtus oregoni (creeping vole), 786 nucleotides. It is a transcript of the gene Cer1, whose product is annotated as cerberus 1, DAN family BMP antagonist. The transcript has 2 exons. Gene Ontology annotation, molecular function: morphogen activity. The coding region runs from base 1 to 786 and encodes 261 amino acids. The record is from RefSeq and is a predicted model, not a curated record. Gene Ontology annotation, biological process: determination of heart left/right asymmetry; signal transduction involved in regulation of gene expression. Lineage: Eukaryota; Metazoa; Chordata; Mammalia; Rodentia; Cricetidae.